Messenger RNA from Dimorphilus gyrociliatus, 511 nucleotides. The record is from the annotation of a GenBank genome assembly. Lineage: Eukaryota; Metazoa; Annelida; Polychaeta; Dinophilidae.
ACAAAUUCUAUUGUAACCGGUGCUUAUUUUUCGGUGCAGUUGUGUAUUACAUAUAAUUUUUCAAAUUUUGUAAAAUCUGCCAAUGGCACAGAAUUCCCUAUCUAACACUUCCGACAAACUUCCGUCUCACGAAGUAUUAAAAGAUGUACCAGAUAAUUUAAAGGAAUUAAUAGCGGACAAUGGCAAAAAUCUUAAGUCCAUUCGUUGUUCUACAUGUAAAUCAUUGAUACUUAAUAAGGACACAGCUUCUUUAGUCAAGAGAGAGACAUUCCUACCCUACCCUCAACAAAAAAAGAACCAAAAAGCGGAGGAGGCAGAGGGAGAAACUGUCAAUAGCUUUUGGCAUGUACAAGAUAUGUACACGUUUGAGAAUGUUGGAUUUUGUAAAACAAUAGGAACUGUCAAGUUUUUAAUGUGUGCCGACUGUGAGAUUGGGCCCGUAGGAGUGUGUGACACACGGGGACCAAGAGAUUUCUUUGUUUCAACAGAUAGAAUUGCGCAUGAAAACUGA